Molecule: messenger RNA, 5356 nt
Organism: Chrysochloris asiatica (Cape golden mole)
Lineage: Eukaryota; Metazoa; Chordata; Mammalia; Afrosoricida; Chrysochloridae
Gene: LAMA4
Product: laminin, alpha 4
Exons: 36
Coding region: 37-5199 (1720 amino acids)
Biological process (GO): regulation of embryonic development; regulation of cell adhesion; regulation of cell migration
Molecular function (GO): signaling receptor binding
Source: RefSeq, a predicted model, not a curated record
GCCCCAGGAAGAGCCCUGUUGGAUGUAAGCGGAGAGAUGGCAUUGCGCUUGACCUGGUGCUCGGUGUUGUGUCUGGGGCUGCUCUGGGGCGCAGCCUACUCGGGCGCCUCGGCGUCCAGGGCGGACAAUGCUUUUGACAUCGAAGGGAGCUCAGCGGUCGACAGACAAGACCAGCCUGAGACAAUUGAGUCCCAUGUGGCUCACGGACGGCUGCUGCCUACUUUGGAGAAAUGUGAAGCUGGCCUCUUUCGUUCACUGUCAGGAGAAUGCUUGCCCUGUGACUGUAAUGGUAAUUCCAACGAGUGCUUGGACGGCUCUGGAUUCUGCCUGAACUGCCUGAGAAACACAACAGGAGAGCACUGUGAAAAGUGUCUGGAUGGUUAUAUUGGAGAUUCCAUCAGGGGAGCACCCCAAUUCUGCCAGCCAUGCCCCUGCCCCCUGCCCUACCUGGCCAAUUUUGCAGAAUCCUGCUAUAGGAAAAAUGGAGCUGUUCGAUGUAUUUGCAAAGAAAACUAUGCUGGACCCAACUGUGAAAGAUGUGCUCCUGGUUACUAUGGGAACCCCUUACUGAUUGGAAGCACCUGUAAGAAAUGUGACUGCAGUGGAAAUUCAGAUCCAAACCUGAUUUUUGAAGAUUGCGAUGAAGUCACCGGGCAGUGUCGGAAUUGCUUACGUAACACCACGGGAUUCAAGUGUGAACGCUGUGCCCCUGGCUACUAUGGGGACGCCAGGAGAGCCAAGAACUGUGCAGUGUGCAAUUGUAGGGGAGGCCCUUGUGACAGCGUAACUGGAGACUGCUUGGAAGACAGUUUUGAAACCCCUACAGGCAUGGACUGCCCAACCAUAAGCUGUGACAAAUGCAUCUGGGAUCUGACUGAUGACCUAAGGUUAGCGGCACUCUCAAUAGAAGAAAGCAAAUCGGGUCUACUGAGUGUGUCAUCAGGUGCCGCAGCUCAGAGGCAUGUCAAUGAAAUGAACUUCACCAUCUACCGUCUCAAAACAAAAUUAUCAGAAAGAGAAAACCAGUAUGUCUUAAGAAAGAUACAGAUCAACACUGCUGAGAGUACUAUGAAAAGCCUCCUGUCUGAUGUGGAAGAAUUAGCAGCUAAGGAAAAUCAAGCCUCAAGAAAGGGUCAACUAAUUGAGAAGGAAACCAUGGAUACCAUCAAUCAUGCAACUCAGCUUAUGGAGCAAACCCAUGAGAUGAGGGAUAAAAUCCAAGAGAUCAACAACAAGAUGCUUUAUUAUGGAGAGGAGCAGGAACUGAGCCCCCAAGAGACAUCUGAGAAGCUGGUGUUGGCCCAGAAGAUGCUUGAGGAGAUUAGACGCCGUCAGCCAUUCCUCAUCCAACGGGAGCUUGUGGAUGAAGAGGCCGAUGAAGUGCACGAGCUGUUGAGUCAGGCUGAGAACUGGCAGCGGCUGUACAACAAUACACGCACCCUGUUUCCUGUCGUCUUGGAACAGUUGGACGACUACGAUGCAAAGCUGUCAGACCUCCAGAAAUCAAUUGACCAGGCCCUUGACCAUGUCAGAGACACUGAAGACAUGAAUAGGGCCACAGCAACCAAGCAGCGGGACCACAAGAAACAAUAUGAGAAUGUGAGGGAACAAAUGGAACUGGUGAAUGCUUCUCUGAGGGCAUCUGGUGAUUCUCUGACAACCUCACGCCUGACUCUUUCAGAACUUGAUGAUAUAAUCAAGAAUGCAUCAGGGAUUUAUGCAGAAAUAGAUGGAGCCAAAACUGAACUACAAGGGAAAUUGUUCAACCUGAGUAACCUCAGUCAAGAUUUGGUCCAAGAAGCUAUUGAUCAUGCACAAAACCUCCAAAUAGAUGCUGAUGAAAUGAACAGGAACUUGCACAGUUCAGAUGCCAAUGGGCUGGUACAGAAGGCACUGGAUGCAUCAAAUGUCUAUGAAAAUAUUGCCAAUUAUGUUGGUGAAGCCAAUGAAACAGCAGAAUUAGCUCUGAACAUCACUGACCGAAUAUCUGAUGCUGUGAGUGGAAUUGAUACUCAAAUCAUUUACCAUAAAGAUGAAAGCGACAACCUCCUCAAUCAAGCCAAAGAGCUGCAAGCAAAGGCAGAUUCUAACAAUGAUGAGGCAGUAGCUGACACCAGCAGGCGGGUGGAUGGAGCCCUGGACAAGAAGAGUGCCCUUAAAAACAGGUUAAAUAAUGCCAUUAAGCGCCUACAAGCAGCAGAGAGAGGUGAUGCUCAGCAGCGCCUGCAUCAGUCCAAGCAGCUCACAGCAGAAGCUUUCAGGAGGACGAUGGAGGUCCAACAGGCUGCCACCCCCAUGGCUAACAAUCUAACCAAUUGGUCCCAGAAUCUGCAAACAUUUGACUCUUCUGCUUACAACUCUGCAGUGGACACAGCAAGAGAUGCAGUAAGAAAUCUGACAGAGGUUGUUCCUCAGCUCCUGGAUCAGCUUCGUACUGUCGAGCAGAAGCGGCCUGCCAGCAAUGUUUCUGCCAGCAUCCAGAGGAUCAGAGAGCUCAUUGCUCAGACCAGAAGUGUUGCCAGCAAGAUUCAAGUUUCUAUGAUGUUUGAUGGCCAAUCAGCCGUAGAAGUCCACCCCAGAACCAGUGUGGAUGAAUUAAAGGCCUUCACAUCUCUGAGUCUGUAUAUGAAACCUCCUGUGAAGCAGCCAGAACAGAGUGGGACUGCCGACCAGUUUAUUCUGUACCUCGGAAGCAGAAACGCCAAAAAAGAGUAUAUGGGUCUUGCAAUUAAAAAUGAUAACCUGGUAUACAUUUAUAACCUGGGGGCCAAAGAUGUGGAGAUACCCCUUGACUCCAAGCCAGUCAGUUCCUGGCCUGCUUACUUCAGCAUCGUCAAGAUUGAAAGGAUCGGAAAGCAUGGAAAGGUGUUUUUAACAGUCCCGAGUCUAAGUAGCACCGCAGAGGAGAAGUUCAUUAAAAAGGGAGAAUUUACAGGUGAAGACUCCUUGCUGGAUCUGGACCCUGAGGAUGCUGUGUUUUACCUUGGUGGGGUGCCUUCAAAUUUCAAGAGUAUGUUUUUCAGUCUGGAGAUGCGCAAUGGAUACCUUCAUGUGUUCUAUGACUUUGGAUUCAGCAAUGGUCCUGUGCAUCUUGAAGACACGUUGAAGAAAGCCCGAAUUAAUGAUGCUAAAUACCAUGAGAUCUCAAUCAUUUACCACAACGAUAAGAAAAUGAUCUUGGUAGUUGACAGACGACAUGUGAAAAGCAUGGAUAAUGAAAAGAUGAAAAUACCUUUUACAGACAUAUACAUUGGUGGGGCUCCUCCAGAAAUUUUACAGUCCAGGACCUUACGAGCACACCUUCCCCUAGAUAUCAACUUCAGGGGCUGUAUGAAGGGUUUUCAAUUCCAAAAGAAAGAUUUCAAUUUAUUGGAGCAGAAAGAAACCCUGGGAGUUGGUUAUGGGUGCCCAGAAGAUUCUCUUAUAUCACGCAGAGCAUAUUUCAAUGGACAGAGUUUCAUUGCGUCAAGUCAGAAAAUAUCUUUCUUUGAUGGCUUUGAAGGAGGUUUUAAUUUCCAAACGUUACAGCCAAAUGGGUUAUUAUUCUAUUAUGCUUCAGGGUCAGACAUGUUCUCCAUUUCGCUGGAUAAUGGUACUGUGAUCAUGGAUGUAAAGGGAAUCAAAGUCCAAUCAGCAGAUAAACAGUACAACGAUGGGCUGCCCCACUUUAUCAUUACCUCUGUCUCACCCACAAGAUAUGAACUGACAGUAGAUAAAAGCAGGUUUGGAAAUAAGAGUCCCAUAAAAGGGAAAGUGGAACAGACACAACCAAGUGAAAAGAAGUUCUACUUCGGUGGCUCACCCAUCAGUCCUCAGUACAAUAACUUCACUGGUUGUAUAAGCAAUGCCUACUUUACCAGGUUGGAUAGAGAUGUGGAAGUCGAAGAUUUCCAGCGAUUUUCUGAAAAGGUUCACACUUCCCUUUAUGAGUGUCCCAUUGAAUCUUCACCAUUGUUUCUUCUUCACAAAAAAGGAAAAAAUUCCUCAAAGCCUAAAACAAAUCAGAAUAAAAAGGGAGAGAAAAGUAAGGAUGCACCUUCCUGGGAUCCUGUUGGCCUGAAAUUCCAAGAGCAAAAUACACCAAGAGACUCUCACUGCCACCUUUCCAAUGGUCCUAGAGCAAUAGAACAUGCAUAUCAGUAUGGAGGCACCGCCAACAGCCGCCAAGAGUUUGAACACUUAAAAGGAGACUUUGGUGAAAAAUCUCAGUUUUCCAUUCGUCUGAAAACUCGCUCCUCCCAUGGGAUGAUUUUCUAUGUCUCUGAUCAAGAAGAGAAUGACUUCAUGACUCUGUUCUUGGCCCAUGGCCGUUUGGUCUUCAUGUUUAAUGUUGGUCACAAGAAACUGAAGAUUAGAAGCCAGGAGAAAUACAAUGAUGGAUUGUGGCAUGAUGUGAUAUUUGUACGGGAGAAGAGCAGUGGCCGAUUGGUAAUUGAUGGUCUCCGAGUCUUAGAAGAAAGUCUGCCUCCAACUGAAGUUGCCUGGAAAAUCAAGGGUCCUAUUUAUUUGGGAGGUGUGGCUCCUGGAAGGGCUGUGAAAAAUAUCCAGAUUAACUCAGUCUACAGUUUCAGUGGCUGUCUCAGCAAUCUCCAGCUCAAUGGGGCCUCCAUCACUGCCGCUUCCCAGACCUUUAGCGUGACUCCUUGUUUUGAAGGUCCAAUGGAAAUGGGAACAUACUUUUCAACAGAAGGAGGAUAUGUGGUUCUAGAUGAAUCUUUCAAUAUUGGAUUGAAGUUUGAGAUUGCAUUUGAAGUACGUCCCAGAAGCAGUUCCGGAACCCUUGUCCACGGCCACAGUGUCAACGGGGAAUACCUAAAUGUUCACAUAAAAAAUGGACAGGUCGUAGUAAAAGUCAACAAUGGUGUCCGAGAUUUCGCCACCUCAGUAACCCCCAAGCAGAGUCUCUGUGAUGGCAGAUGGCACAGAAUUACAGUUAUUAGAGAUUCAAAUGUGGUUCAGUUGGAUGUAGAUUCUGAAGUGAACCAUGUGGUUGGACCCUUGAAUCCAAAACCAGUUGAUCACAGGGAGCCUGUGUUUGUUGGCGGUGUUCCAGAGUCUCUACUGACACCACGCUUGGCCCCCAGCAAGCCCUUCACAGGCUGCAUUCGUCACUUUGUGAUUGAUGGGCAUUCAGUGAGCUUCAGUAAAGCAGCCCUGGUCAGUGGCGCCGUGAGCAUCAACUCUUGUCCCACAGCCUAAUGCAGUGGACCAGACUUGCCCAGGGAUACAGUUCUUUAGAGCACUGAAAUAAACACAAAAUCAGCCAGGAGGAGCCGCAAAUCUGCCUCCUGGUGGAAGCUUUCAACUAGUUGAGCAUUACUUAAAUGAAGCAUCAGGGACUAGAUGUUUAUAAUUU